Molecule: messenger RNA, 2430 nt
Organism: Closterium sp. Yama58-4
Lineage: Eukaryota; Viridiplantae; Streptophyta; Zygnematophyceae; Desmidiales; Closteriaceae
Source: the annotation of a GenBank genome assembly
AUGGCGUUCGGCGAUCCCGAAGCGGUGCGGGUGACGGGGGUGGUACGGCUGACCGAGGACGAGUCGCACUUAUUCAGCACUCUGAGGGACAUCGUGUCGCACUAUGGGCUGGGCACUCAGCUGCGCGUGGCGGGUGGAUGGGUGCGCGACAAGCUGAUAGGGCGCGAUUGCAUAGACAUUGACAUUGCUCUCGACAACCUGCUGGGGAGGGAAUUCGCAGAGAAGGUCACGGAAUAUCUCAAGGAGCAAGGGGAGGUCGUGCGGGGCGUGGGGGUCAUUCAGACGAACCCCGACCAGUCAAAGCACCUGGAGACAGCAACCAUGAUGAUUCACGGCAUGUGGAUCGACUUUGUGAAUCUGAGGGCGGAGGAGUACGCACACGACUCCAGAAUCCCACACACCAUUGAGUUUGGAACAGCAGAGGAGGACGCGUUGAGGAGGGACCUUACAAUCAACAGCAUGUUCUAUAACAUCAGCACGGAGCAAGUGGAGGAUCCAACAGGGCGAGGGAUAUCCGACCUGAAUGGGGGCAUCAUCCGCACGCCUCUCCCGCCCCACCAGACCUUCCUUGACGACCCUCUCCGGGUGCUUCGGGCUGUCAGGUUCGCUGCCCGAUUCGGCUUCUCAUUGGAUGAGGAGCUGCGGGCAGCUGCUGCUUCGGAGGAGGUUCGGACAGCACUGGGAAACAAAGUCAGCAAGGAGAGGAUCGGAAAAGAGGUAGAGCUGAUGCUCAAGUCCCGUGACCCCUACGCCGCUAUCUCCCUGGUGGUGGAUCUCAACCUCUUCCCCACCGUCUUCCCGCUCCCCCACGCGCCCUCACACACUGUCGAUGUGCCGCCUGACGAUGAGCUCCCAGGGCUCUGCGAAGCAUCAUUCGCAGCCACUUGCACGCGCCUGCACCAGUGGGAGCAGCACCUGCCCCAGGCUCUGAUUGAUCACUCGUCGGACCUUAGUGUGGGGCUGCUGCUGGCGGCGCUGCUGAUGCCCCUGAGGCACGCGCACUACUUAGACAAGAAGAAGAAGGAGGUGCCCUUUGCGCAACACAUCGUCCUCGACUCACUCAAGCUCAAACGAGCUUAUGCUGACAUGGUGGUGCUGCUGCAUGCAGCAGCAGAUGACUUUGCUGCCCUGGCGCCCCUGCUCGCCACAGCAGGGGCAGAGGGAGCAGGAGCAGCAGCAGGAGGGGUGGGUGGCACGGCACGAGCUCUCACGCUGAUCUCACCCCCGCAUGAGGAGUUCCGAGGCAACCCGAGAGUGCUGGCAGGCAAGCUCCUCCGCAAGGUGAAGGGCUGCUGGCCGUCCGCUGUGCUGCUGGCCUCCACUCUGCCGGCCAGCGACUUUUAUCUGAAAGUGCUUCAAGCGGUGCAUGCCAUGGGUUUGGAUGGCGUGUGGGACGUGAAGCCCAUACUGAAUGGUCGGGAUGUGGUUGCUGCACUGGAGCUCAAGAAAGGCGACCCACGUACCGGAUACUGGAUGGAUCGAGUGAUGGAGUGGCAAUUAGCUAAUCCAGGUAAUGGAUCAACUGAGGAUUGUACUGCUUGGUUGAAGGUGCAAGCGCAAGUCCUUGAAGCCGAAAAUAAUCGCCGCUAUCGUAAUUUUAAACGCGCGGGGCCCUUGUCUACCCCGCCUUAUCCUCUUUCAGGUCGACCCGAAGCGCCGCCUGCAACCAUGUUGGCCAUCUUCCAGAAAUCGAUAGGCGAGGCGCCGCAGGAGCUGAUGGCGCCGAAGCUGAACCGAUCGGCGUCCAUGUCGGGCCGGCUGGACGCCAAGGAGAUCCUCCACGGCUUCAAGAAAGCGCAUCCUGGAGCCGUGCUUAUGCAGUUUGACGAGCAACACGCUAUCGCGUACACGCACGACAUGCAAGACUUUCUCAUGCCCAGGCAAUUUGCAGCAUGCGACGAUGUCUUCUGCGCGUUCGCCGGCAACAUCGAGAACCUCGCGCAGCUGCGUCAGCGGUACGGGCUGGACCGGCACGUGAGCGAGGUGAAUCUCAUCAUCGAGGCGUACAAGACGCUGCGCGACCGCCGCCCGUACCCGCCCGACCAGGUCAUCGCGGACCUCGCGGGCGCGUUCGCGUUCGUGCUGUACGACAACAAGGCGAAGAAGGUUUUCGUGGCGCAUGACGCGCAAGGCAAGGUGCCCUUGUACUGGGGCAAGUGCUUGGACGACGGAGUGCUCGCCUUUUCGGACGACCCUGCUGUUCUCAAGGCCGGCACUGGCUCCUCCUUCGCCCCCUUCCCUCUCGGUUGCUUCUACUCCUCGGACGGUGGGCUGCGCAGCUUCACGGACCCUGAGAAGCAGCUCAAGGCCAUCCAGCACGUGGACAGCCAGGGGGAGCUGUGUGGCGCCACCUUCAAGGUCGACAGCCAGCAGGAUUUGACCCAGCUGCCCCUAGAAUCCAAGGAGGACAGCGGACGUGGCUGGUCGUAA